GAGCGAGAGAGUGGUAGGUGCUGAGGACAGCAACAACACUCAUGUUAGCUUUGAUGGCAUCUCCAGUUAUCAGCAGCUCCUUUUGAUUUUGCCAGCAUUAAUGCUUUGCUCAGUCGGUUUAAUUUCUUAUUCUUCUGCGUUAUGGAUUACCAGUAGGUGACAAGGAUGCAAUAAAUCUUUUUUUUCAUCUGCACAGAUUUGGAUUUUUGUUUUUUAAUGAACAAAGACAAGGUGUGACCAUAAGAACAAGACAAUGGACACAAGCAUGAGGAAAUUUACAGUGAGGAGGUUCUUCUCAGUCUAUCUGCGCAAGAAAUCCCGCUCCAGGAGCUCAAGUAAAUUAGAGGAUGAAGGUAUUGUAAAAGAAAUAGACAUCAGCCACCAUGUCAAAGAAGGCUUUGAAAAAGCAGACCCCUCACAAUUUGAGCUUCUCAAAGUAUUAGGUCAAGGUUCUUACGGAAAGGUGUUUUUGGUGAGAAAAAUUAAAGGCACUGAUAUGGGGCAGCUCUAUGCUAUGAAGGUACUGAAGAAAGCAACACUAAAAGUUCGGGACCGAGUGAGGUCUAAAAUGGAGCGGGAUAUUUUGGCUGAAGUGAAUCAUCCAUUCAUAGUAAAACUUCAUUAUGCAUUUCAGACUGAAGGAAAACUGUAUCUAAUUUUAGAUUUCCUCAGAGGUGGAGAUCUGUUUACACGGCUCUCCAAAGAGGUAAUGUUCACAGAAGAAGAUGUCAAGUUCUAUUUAGCUGAGCUGGCCUUGGCUUUAGACCACCUCCACAGUCUUGGAAUUAUAUACAGGGAUCUCAAGCCAGAAAACAUCCUUUUAGAUGAAGAGGGUCACAUCAAGAUAACAGACUUUGGUCUCAGCAAGGAGGCAAUAGACCAUGACAAGAGAGCCUACUCUUUCUGCGGGACGAUAGAAUACAUGGCCCCAGAGGUUGUCAACAGAAGAGGACACACACAUAGUGCAGACUGGUGGUCUUUUGGUGUUCUAAUGUUUGAGAUGCUGACAGGGUCACUGCCUUUCCAAGGCAAGGACAGAAAGGAAACAAUGGCACUAAUACUGAAAGCAAAGCUUGGAAUGCCACAGUUUUUAAGCCCAGAAGUUCAAAGUUUGUUGCGUGCACUUUUUAAAAGAAAUCCUACCAACAGAUUAGGUGCUGGGCCUGAUGGAGUAGAGGAGAUUAAGAGGCACCCUUUCUUUACACCAAUAGACUGGAAUAAAUUAUAUAGGAUAGAAAUCAAGCCCCCAUUUAAACCUGCUGUUGGCAGACCUGAAGACACCUUUCACUUUGAUCCAGAAUUCACAUCACGAACACCAACUGAUUCCCCUGGCGCCCCGCCAAGUGUUAGUGAUCACCAGCUUUUCAGAGGAUUCAGUUUUGUUGCUACUAACCUUGGACAAGAGCAAACUCUGAGCGAUAGCCACCAGAUUGCAGUGCCCCCCAUUGUACAGCGACUGCACGGGAAAAAUAUUCAUUUUAGAGAUGGCUAUGAAAUCAAGGAAGACGUUGGCAUUGGGGCCUAUUCGGUGUGUAAACGAUGUGUUCACAAAUCUACUGGAGUGGAAUAUGCCGUCAAGAUAAUCGACAGGAGUAAGAGAGACCCAUCAGAAGAGAUUGAGAUCCUCUUACGAUAUGGACAGCACCCAAACAUCAUUACUUUGAAGGAUGUGUAUGAUGAUGGGAAGUAUGUGUACUUGAUAAUGGAACUAAUGAGAGGAGGAGAACUGUUGGACAGAAUCCUACGACAGAAAUGUUUCUCCGAAAGAGAAGCUAGUGCAGUGCUCUACACCAUCACGAAAACUGUGGAGUAUCUUCACUCACAAGGGGUUGUUCAUCGAGACUUGAAGCCCAGCAACAUACUGUACGUGGACGAGACUGGAGAUCCUGAAUCUAUAAGAAUCUGCGACUUUGGAUUUGCCAAACAGUUACGAGCUGAAAAUGGGUUACUAAUGACACCGUGUUAUACAGCAAACUUUGUGGCCCCAGAGGUCCUGAAGAGACAAGGAUAUGAUGCAGCCUGUGACAUUUGGAGUCUUGGUAUUUUGCUGUACACCAUGCUGGCAGGGUUCACACCAUUUGCCAAUGGACCUGAUGACACCCCUGAAGAAAUCUUGGCACGCAUUGGAAGUGGAAUAUUUGCUCUUUCUGGAGGAAACUGGGACACUAUCUCUGAUACAGCAAAGGAUAUUGUAUCCAAAAUGUUACAUGUAGAUCCCCAUCAGCGGCUAACUGCACCACAAGUACUUCAUCACCCUUGGAUAGUGAGCAGAGAGUAUCUAUCACAGAGUCAACUCAUCAGACAAGAUGUACAGUUAGUCAAGGGAGCAAUGGCAGCCACAUACUUUGCUUUGAACCGUUCACCUCAGGCCCCCAAACUGGAACCAGUUCUCUCUUCCAGCCUGGCCCAACGGAGAGGAAUGAAGAGACUCACCUCCACCCGAUUAUAGCAGAUCCUUGUGACACAGAAGUGACCUAACUCUGAAUCUUAUUUUUACAAAUAUCUCUAGUACCUGACAUCAUAGAGACCAGAUCUGGGUGACUGACAGUGUCCCUUGUUUCACUUUUGGAUGCCUAGCUGCUAAUGUAGUAUCAAAUUGCCAACAUUCCAAAUAGUUUUACAAGGAAGCAAGAAGAACAAUACUUACCCA
Molecule: messenger RNA, 2650 nt
Organism: Polyodon spathula (Mississippi paddlefish)
Lineage: Eukaryota; Metazoa; Chordata; Actinopteri; Acipenseriformes; Polyodontidae
Gene: rps6ka2
Product: ribosomal protein S6 kinase, polypeptide 2
Exons: 21
Coding region: 254-2449 (731 amino acids)
Biological process (GO): intracellular signal transduction; protein phosphorylation
Molecular function (GO): ATP binding; ribosomal protein S6 kinase activity; magnesium ion binding
Source: RefSeq, a predicted model, not a curated record